Molecule: messenger RNA, 2703 nt
Organism: Polyodon spathula (Mississippi paddlefish)
Lineage: Eukaryota; Metazoa; Chordata; Actinopteri; Acipenseriformes; Polyodontidae
Product: sulfate anion transporter 1-like
Exons: 3
Coding region: 343-2472 (709 amino acids)
Biological process (GO): transmembrane transport
Cellular component (GO): membrane
Molecular function (GO): chloride transmembrane transporter activity; secondary active sulfate transmembrane transporter activity; bicarbonate transmembrane transporter activity
Source: RefSeq, a predicted model, not a curated record
CAAUGACACAAGCUAAACAGGACUGCACCCGAGGCAGUAGGGACAAAGAAACCCUGUUCUGCAUGUAAAACUGACAUUGAUUACAUCAGUAUCCACAGUAACCAAAUUGAAGAAGAAAAAAAAAAAGGCGGCCUAUCACUCCGACAGGAAAAUGAGGCCUAAGUCUAGCUGAAGGAUCACACGGUAGGCUUUUGUGCUACUGCAGUCUCUAACGAAAGCAGACAGCAUGAAACAGAGCCACAGCUCUGAAGGUAUGGAACACACAGCAACAACAAAACAGAGUGGUUUCAUAGGAAGAGAAGCUGGUAUUAACAAAAAGGGGAGGCAACACUGGAAAAGGAAAUGGAGGGCAGCACAUCAGAGAAGAUCUCCUAUUUACUGGAGAGACGAGAACACAAGCAGUGGAACCCCAAGGAGGUCCUCAAAAGCAAACUGAGCAAAAGCUGCUCUUGCUCAGUGCAAAAACUGAAAAACUCAUUUAUUGGCUUCUUCCCCGUAUUACAGUGGCUGCCCAAGUAUAAACUUAAGGAACAUGCCUGGGGUGACAUCAUGUCAGGCCUCAUCGUCGGGAUUAUCCUAGUACCCCAGGCCAUUGCAUACUGCUUGCUGGCUGGCCUGCAGCCCAUCUACGGACUUUACACGUCUUUCUUUGCCAACAUCAUCUACUUCAUCAUGGGUACCUCCCGGCAUGUCUCCGUGGGAAUCUUCAGUCUGAUGAGCCUUAUGGUGGGACAAGUGGUGGAUCGGGAGGUGCAGCUUGCAGGAUUUGACAUGAGUGAUGAUAACCAGGUGGUUGCUAUGAGCCCUGAAGACCUGUGGUACGGCAGUAACACUGCUAAUACCACAAAGCUAAACUCAACUCUAGGAGCUUUCAAUAUGGAAUGUGGGAAGGACUGCUAUGCUAUAAGCGUUGCAGCUGCCUUGACUUUAAUGGCUGGAGUUUAUCAGAUACUGAUGGCAGUGUUUCAGUUGGGUUUUGUAUCAGUGUACCUGUCUGGACCAAUGCUGGAUGGCUUUGCCACAGGCGCUUCUCUCACAAUUUUAACUGUGCAAGUCAAAUACCUCCUGGGUAUCAAGAUCCCACGCACCCAGGGCUUUGGCACUCUUAUUAUCACCUGGAUCAACAUCUUUAGGAAUAUCCAGAACACCAACUCAUGUGAUGUAAUCACCAGUGCCAUCUGCAUCACAGUCUUGGUGGUUGCCAAAGAGCUGGGUGAUUGCUACAAAGACCGGCUAAAGAUCCCACUCCCCACUGAACUAGUCGUGGUUGUAACAGCAACCCUAGUUUCAUACUUUGCUGAUCUUAACAGAGUGUAUGGUUCUAGUAUCUCUGGGGCAAUUCCUACAGGUUUCAUCCAACCUGAGGUACCCAGUUUAGGAAUGAUGGCAAGGGUUGCCUUGGAUGCCAUACCUCUUGCAGUCGUCAGUUUUGCCUUCACAGUUUCCCUCACCGAGAUGUUUGCCAAAAAGCACGGCUACACCACCAGGCCAAACCAGGAGAUGCUGGCCAUUGGCUUCUGUAACAUCAUACCAUCCUUUUUUCACUGCUUCACCACCAGUGCAGCCCUUGCAAAAACGUUAGUCAAAGACUCUACAGGCUGCCACACCCAAGUUUCCAGCUUGAUUAGCGCCUUUGUGGUUCUUCUUGUCUUGCUCUUCUUUGCCCCACUCUUCCACUCUUUGCAGAAGUGUGUCCUGGCCUGUAUCAUCAUCGUCAGCUUGAGGGGAGCCCUGCGCAAAUUCCGUAGUGUGCCCAGCCAGUGGCAGAUCAACAAGGUGGACACCUUGAUCUGGAUUGUGACCAUGUUGUCCUCAGCCUUGAUCAGCACUGAAAUGGGUCUGCUUGUAGGGGUGGUCUUCUCUAUACUUUGUGUAGUGGCUCGUACCCAGCUUCCCCAUAUGGCCAUUUUGGGCCAGAUUCAAGACUCUGUCUUUUAUGAAGACAGCAAAGAAUACAAGAACCUCUCCACAAUCCCCAAAGUGAAGAUCUUCCGCUUUCAGGCACCCCUAUACUACGCCAACAAGGACUUUUUUCUGCAGUCUCUCUAUAAAACCUCAGGGCUUGAUCCAGUGUUAGAAGAGGCCAAGAGGAAGAAGACAGAGAAGAAAGCCAAAGCGAAGGCUGCCAAACAGGCAAAAGAAAAUGGACAAGACAAGUCCAAUGGAAACACGCCCUUGAUAUUUACACCUGAUGGGUUUGACUUCCACACCAUUAUCUUAGACUGUUCUUCCAUGCAGUUCCUGGACACUACAGGGCUUGUGACCCUGAAGGGAAUACUCAAAGACUAUAAAGAAAUUGGCAUCAGCAUCCUCCUGGCAUGCUGUAACACCUCUGUAAUUGAUUCACUAAAACAAGGCAGUUACUUUGGGGCAUAUGAGAAAGACAUCAGUACCUUGCUGUUUUAUACAGUGCACAGUGCUGUUCAGUUUGCAGUAAGCAGGGAAGUUGCUAUCAUUGAUUCUGUGGUUUAGCGUUGCCUGAUUGGUAGUAAUCAGCCUAAAAAUAAGUUUUCAGAUGAGUAGUACUUCAGCCACAGGGAUAAACAGCUAUUAGCCAGUGAUGGCAAGCAGCUCAGACUCAGGGCCAUAUGAGCUUUUAGGGCUGCAAUGAAGUGUACAUUUUGACCUUUGAAAAUUCAGAACAAAAUUCAAAUUCGAACCUUUGACGGUACUCAUUUGCAUAAUUUACUGGUGAUGUCACCA